Molecule: messenger RNA, 918 nt
Organism: Rotaria sp. Silwood1
Lineage: Eukaryota; Metazoa; Rotifera; Eurotatoria; Philodinida; Philodinidae
Source: the annotation of a GenBank genome assembly
AUGCGUGCCAGCCAACGGAAUAUUCCUGUCGAUGCCACAUGGUCACAGACGGGCAUCACUGUAGCUGGAGGAAAUGGUCAAGGUAAGGGGACUCAUCAACUCUAUCAUCCACAUGGUUUGUUCGUUGAUGACGAACAAACGAUUUACAUCGCUGAUUACACCAAUGAUUGGAUUGUCGAAUGGAAAUCUGGUGCGACGAAUGGACAAGUUGUUGCUGGUGGUAACGGAUACGGAAAUGGAGAUAAUCAACUGAGCCAACCCUUGGAUGUCAUUGUUGACAAAGAGACAGAUAGUCUUAUCAUCUGUGACAACGGCAAUCAAAGAGUCGUUCGAUGGCCUCGUCAAGGUGGAAAAAAAGGUGAAACACUGAUUUCAAAUCGCUUUUACACCAGUUUAACUAUGGACGAGCAAGGAUCACUCUAUUUCAUCAAUCAGUGGAUGCAUGAAGUAACACGAUAUCAAAGAGGUGAAACUCAAGAAAAAACAGUUGCAGGUCGUAAUGGAGAAGGAAAUAAACUCAAUCAACUCUUUAGACCUUGGGGUGUCUUUGUCGAUCGAGAACACACGAUUUAUGUGUCUGACUCUGGUAAUCAUCGGGUGAUGAAAUGGGAACAAGGAGCAAAACAAGGAAUUAUCGUCGCCGGUGGUCAAGGAGGAGACAGUCUUACAGAAUUGUAUUGUCCUCGAGGAAUCGUCGUUGAUCAAUUGGAGACCAUCUAUGUGGCUGAUGAGUUGAACAAUCGAAUUAUGCGUUGGCCCAAAGGAGCCAAACAGGGAAGUAUCAUAAUUGGUGGAAACGGGAAAGGGAGCAAUUCGAAUCAAUUAAAUUAUCCCAUAGGUUUGUCAUUUGAUUGUUAUGGCAAUCUCUAUGUCAUCGAUUCCGAUAAUGCUCGUGUUCAACGCUUUGAUAUCCAAUGA